Messenger RNA from Cryptotermes secundus, 7106 nucleotides. It is a transcript of the gene Epac, whose product is annotated as rap guanine nucleotide exchange factor 4. Gene Ontology annotation, molecular function: guanyl-nucleotide exchange factor activity. The transcript has 19 exons. Gene Ontology annotation, biological process: Ras protein signal transduction; positive regulation of GTPase activity. The coding region runs from base 563 to 3400 and encodes 945 amino acids. Gene Ontology annotation, cellular component: plasma membrane. The record is from RefSeq and is a predicted model, not a curated record. Lineage: Eukaryota; Metazoa; Arthropoda; Insecta; Blattodea; Kalotermitidae.
CGUUCGAACUUGGAAGUUGAUGUCAUUAUCGCGUUACAUGGCUGGUUGUGAGGGACGGAAAGUACGUCGGCAAGUGGUAGUCAGACGUGACGGGAAUGUGAAACAGGUGUUACCGGCAGUGGCUGCUUAGAAGUAUAUUCUGCUCGAUUUAUGUUAAGUAAAUGUUUGAUGGCAUGAUGCCUGUUACACGGAAUAUGCAAUUAAUGGCAUAUCAUAAUCGUAUCGGUGUUCUUCGCAGUAAUAUCGCGGGGAAACUCUGUGAACGGUGUGAAAUAUUAACAAACAAAACAGAUGCGUGUUCAUAAAGUGCGUGAAAAGUGAUGCUGAAGGAACUGUGUGUUUUUGUAAGAGGUGUUUCAGACAUAAGCUGUGUGCUUGUUAUUCCAAUGAGGAGGUAAAUUUAUCGGUGUUCUCUGCAGGCCGACAUGUGUUGUAAUCUGCCUGUGAGUGUUUCUGAUUCUAAGAGGAUUCGGCUUGCGGAGUUAUCUCCAACUGGAAGAUAGACAGGCAGACCAGUGCUACAACAGUCCACAUGGAAUAAAUCCAGGCGCUUCGCCUUAUUAUGUGGAAACAGAAUAAGGUUUACCGUGUAACCCCAAGCAGAAAAAAGACAUCAGUAACAUUAUGCAGUCUGGGAGUGGGCGCCACGUUUGGGGAUUCUAUCUUGCACGACUUGCCGCGGGACAGCACAGUGGUCACGCGGUCGACAUGCGAGCUGCUCAGGGUAGAGCGGCAGGAUUUCAAGCUCAUAUGGGAGAAAAACAAGGAGUGCAUGGGAGAUAUUGUUGCCAACAACAAACUCAAGAAUGGUUUUGGACCAGCUGCCUUGGCCAAAUCUCCGUCUCCUACACCCCAGUCUCCGCCCCCAUCAUCAUCAAGGCGACCACUGAGCCCAGACAACCCCAGCCCCUGUGGGCCCAUUACAGAGUCUCCAAGCCCUCAGAUGUCGGGAAUUGGCUGGACACUACGGACGUUGCUGCUGGCACAUUGCUCACCAUCAAUACUCAGAGAUCACAAGCCUUCAAACCGUGUAUACCGGCGCAGUUCCACUGGUACUGAGCUUGUUGACUGGAUUAUGACUCUGAGUCCCAGCAUCCACUCCAGACACCAAGCUGCUGGAAUGUGGCAGGCAUUAUUGGAGGAAGGAGUAAUAGUUCAUGUUACAGGUGAACAUCCCUUCAGAGACAAGGCAUUACUGUACAGGUUCUGGCAGGAUGAAGAAGGUGCAACAGACUUCCCAACACAGGAUGAGGUAGUUCAGGCUGAGGAUCAGUUGAACGCAAGCCUCAAUGUGCUUGCUCAGAAGGGGCCAGAUGCCACCAUGAGGAUGAUACUACGCAAACCAUCAUAUGAGAGAACUGUAGAUGACCUAGAGAUGAUCUAUGAAGAGUUGCUGCACAUUAAGGCACUGUCCCAUCUGUCAAACUCUGUCAAACGUGAACUUGCUGCUGUUAUAGUCUUUGAGGCACACCCACAUGCUGGAACUGUGUUAUUUAAUCAAGGAGAUGAAGGUCGUUCAUGGUACAUCAUCCUGCAUGGCUCAGUGGAUGUUGUGAUACAUGGAAAGGGAACAGUAACCACAUUGCAAGAAGGCGAUGAUUUUGGGAAACUUGCUCUCAUCAAUGAUGCACCUAGGGCAGCAACCAUAGUGCUGAGGGAAAACAACUGUCACUUCUUACGUGUGGAUAAGGAAAAUUUUAACCGCAUCUUGAGGGAUGUUGAAGCCAAUACCGUCCGGCUCAAAGAACAUGGCCAAGAUGUUCUUGUGCUGGAGAAAAUAUCUCCUACUCACAACGUCACAUACUCUCACUUCAAGUACACUGUGAUGGCUGGAACACCACAGAAGAUGCUGGAACAUCUUCUGGAAACACGGUUAGAUGGCCGCGGUGGAGUUGGCGGUGUGGGUGGCCGAGACAGCAUCACCUCCUCAACUACUGAUCCCUUCCUCGAGGAUUUCCUGCUUACUCAUAUUGUGUUCAUGCCAACUCACCAACUAAUCACAGAGCUCUCCAGACACUACCGGAUUGAUUCUCCAAGCCAAGACCGUGAGUUCCUGUUAGCCUGUAAGAGACGUGUGGUACAGUUUGUGCAUCGUUGGGUUAUUACAAUCCGACAUCCUGUGUUUGAUGACCCCAGUUCACUUGCCUUUUUGGAGGAACUGGCAACAGAACUGGAGACAGACUGCAUACAGUGGAGUUCCCUGCAGGAGGAAGCCAGUCUUAUGCAUCAUGUCAUGUCCCAGCUUCGUCGAUAUCAGGAUGAACGUGCCCUUAAUGCUGGGCAGAAAUGGAAAUUACCUCCAUGUGGACAACCCAUCAGUUUGUUCAGCGGUUCCAAUGAGGGUCGAACAUUGAUAAGAGCUACAGAUGACAUAAUAUUCCGUGUGUACUGUGCAGACCACACAUACUGCACUCUCCGGUUUCAUGUUAACACCACAGCAGAAACCAUCAAACUGUCUGCAGCUGACAAGCUGAAGCUGCGGCAUGAUGACUUGGUGCUUGUGGAAGUGAAGUCUUCUGGUGAACGAGUUGUUUUUCGGGAUUCAGAUGUCAGUAUCCCAACAGGUCUCAGUCUUAAUGGUCGCAUCUUUGUCUCACCCAAAGAUCAUCUUGAUGCUCUCACAUGUCUAGCAGAACAAGAGGGACCAACAGAAGGCAUGGAUGUAGAUUUGGAACUGUUCAGUACAAAGGAGUUGGCAUAUCACAUAACACUGUUUGACUGGGAUCUCUUCUGGUGUGUUCAUGAGUAUGAGUUGAUAUAUCACACAUUUGGGCGCCAUCAUUUUAGACAGAUUACAGCAAAUUUGGAUGUGUUCUUACGUCGCUUCAAUGAAAUACAGUUCUGGGUGGUGACAGAGCUGUGUCUCACACCCAGUCUCAGCAAACGUGUGCAGAUUCUGAGGAAAUUCAUCAAAUUAGCUGCCUACUGUAAGGAGUAUCAGAACCUGAAUGCAUUCUUUGCCAUUGUAAUGGGGCUUAGUAAUGUGGCUGUGAGUCGGCUUUCACUUACAUGGGAGAAACUCCCUUCAAAGUUCCGUAAGCUGUACACAGAGUUUGAGAGUCUCAUUGACCCAAGCCGGAACCACCGAGCAUAUAGAAUUAGUGUUGGAAAACUCCAGCCACCUGUUGUUCCAUUCAUGCCUCUCUUGCUCAAAGAUAUGACAUUUACACACGAGGGAAAUAAAACGUGCAUAGAUGGACUAGUCAACUUUGAAAAGAUGCACAUGCUGGCCCAGACCAUGCGUACCAUUCGUUACUGUCGAAGCAGGCAUCUAGUGCUUGAGCCGCCAUCUCCAAAGAGUGAGGUGGAGGUGAGGUCUUACAUCAGCUGUCUGCGCACUAUUGACAAUCAGCGUGUGCUUACAAGUCUGUCACAGAAGCUGGAGCCACGAAGAUCAUAGUAAAACGGCCAUUAAAAUUAUCACCACAGAAAUCUAGUCAUUUAAUCAACCAGUCAGCAGUAGAAGUUGAAAUAAGAAAGGUGUAGGAACUAUUUGAAAAUGCAUACUGAUUGCAUUUUCAGUGUAUCUGAAAUCUGUCACAGUGCUAGGAAAUAAGGAGAAGAAAGAAACUUGCUGUAGUUUUUUAUCAGAAGUGAGAGUUUCUGAUGAACAGGAUGCUUAAACCAGAGAAUAACCUCUGUUAUCUAACUAUCUGAUAGUCUGUGAGUUCGGUCUGGCUGCUAGAAAAUAACCAUGCUUUUAAUAGAACUGUUGUUAGUUUCCAUUUUCAGUCUUUUGUGUUAUACAUGAAGUUCAGGCAGUUUGUUUCUUGAGCACUUUUAUUCUCUAACCAUGAAGUAUUUAAUACAUGAUGCAAUAUAUACUAUGGUUUUACUCUUUGUCAGUUUGAGUAAGCACUUGUUUUUAGUUGAUUUUAUGAAAAUUUUGGGGCGUUUCACAAUAUUUCUCAGUAUUUUGUGAUUGCUUUAAAGGAUAGGCAUCUGCAUACAUGGAAGUGUUCUGUGUAUUCAUCCCAACUCACGAAAAUAAUAUAACUUAUAGAACUCAAGUUACAUUUUUUAACAUUUCAUACACUAUACAAAACAAUUAUGAUCCCAAGUUCAAGUUCCCACAUUAAACAAUGAAUAUCCUUUUUUUUUAUUUCUUUUUAAUAUUUCUUGUGAGUAGGUGAAUAAGGAAGAGAGACACUCAUAGCAAUAUAACACCAGAUGAUGUUCAUGCUAUAAUAUUUCAGUCUAGAUUUUGUGAAGUAGAAGUCCUAGUUUACCAUAAGAGAUCUCACUUUAAAAUAUCAGUUUGCCCAUAAGCUUUGUUAAACUAUGUCAGAAACAUCUCUGGGGGUGCUACAUUAUCACACAGUGAUGCAGAUCAUUAUGUGUAGCAUUUGAGGUUCUCACAGUGGUUAUGAAGAAUUAUGAAGAGAUCUUCUCUGACAUGAUAUGUGUAGUCCAUUGAAAACCAACUGGUAUUUUGGAGGAAUAUUAGUUGACUUUCAAAAGACUAUCAUUAUGAAAAUUUAUUUAGUUAGUUAGAAUACACUGUGGUUUGUGCAGACAUAUACUUUCAGAAUAUUUCCAUUUCAUGAAGUGCAAAAGAUGAAGAAGGAAUAAUGUCAAGUGUGCUCUUUGAAGAAGCAUAUGGUCUAAAUGCUAUUGUGCCCUUAAGUCAGUAUCUGUGAAUGAUCUCUUUGGUUAUUGUUUUAGAGCAUACUUCCAUUCUUAAGGAAAAAUAGUAGGCUUAUGAAACUAUCAUUCUGUCUGUAUCUGUGGCUGUCCCCCAUCUCAGCCUUUAAUUUUUCAACUGUUGAUCAAUUUUCAUUUUGUAUGGACAUUAUGCAAUUUUAGGCUACCCAAAUACGUAUCAUACUUCCUAAUUUCCUACAAUCAUGACAAAGUUAAAUAGUUCUGUCCAGUGUAACUUUUUCAUAAUAUUAGUGUGACGGACCAGAAUGAAACAUCAAAUUCCUACAGUCAGUAAUAACAACAUGGCAGACAUGUGAACUUGUGAGGUGAGAGUUCCACUAGCGCCACUAAAUAUAGUAUCCUGUAAUGAUGUGUGAAAUGAUGUGUGAUAAUAUGGUUUUGAGAAACAAGUGGGGUCUUUAUAGUGUAUGAUCAGAAUUAAUGUUGAUAUUAACAUUUGAAAGGCUCCUUUAGAGUGAAAUUUUGAUUUGAUAUUUGGAGGCUUACACUUGGGCAAUUUUUUUUUUUUUGUUAACGCUGUGAGAGCCAUGUAGAGCAUUUACCUAGAUAUUUUUUUAAUUUUUAGUUCCUACCAUACAAUAAACACUGCAGCACUAUUAAAAACAGACUGGCUAAUGCCGCAUGAAGAAAAAAUUACCAAUUAUUCUGCGAACCGUAUAAAACCCAUGAGUACGCUCUGUGGAAAAAUGCAUAGUUUCUUUGUAUUAAAGCAGGUGCUACAUAAUAGCAACCACUGUUCUUCAAAGAUUUAAGUAAAAAGUUUUCAUAAAACAAAUAAAAUAAAAUGAUAUAAGAACAACAACAAGAGUAAUAAUUCAGUUCAAUUCUUUAUUUACUCAGUUCCUGAACUCAGCAGCUAGGGGCUCAUACACUGAGCACAAAUACAAAACAGUAGAAACACUAUAGAUUAAUUAUUUUUCAAACAGAAUCCUGAUACAGAUGUCUCAUUUUCUCAUCUGUGUUCUCAUUCACAUGAAUCUGAAAAUUAAUAGAGUGAUGAUAUUUAUUAGAUGUCUUUGCACAAAAGAAUUAUGCAGUAAGAUAUAUCAGACACAUACUGACAGAUGUUCAUUGAACUCUCAUGUUCUGCAGCUUAUCACAUAAAGAUAAAAUUAAUAUCCAUUCAUGUAAUUUGUGUUGUGUACUCUUUUCCCUGCAGUAAAGCAGCUAGGGUGUGAAUCUGACCACACACCUCCAUCUAGAGCUGAGGUCAAGAAUGAUAGAGUUAUACCUCCACUCCCCCAUACAUCUUCAUUGCGUGGGGCUUACUUAAUUAAACAUAGGAACAACUUUAUUUUACUUGCUUUACUUCCACACAUUCCAGACAUAUACAUAAAAUAUGGUAAUCAAAUUCACUCAAUCCUAGCUAUAGUAUACAAGGGCUAUUUGGAAAGUAAUCUCCAGUGAGCUGUUAACAAAAUAUGCAAUACAGACUUAUGCUCCUUCUCAAUGUAGUUACCACUUCAGUUGAGGCACUUGUCAUAUUUGGGAAAUAAGUUUCUCUAUACCUGUUAGAGAAAUCUACUGCUAGUGUAGUGCUCCUUCAUAACAAUAUGCAUCUGCAUACAGCUGCUCACAUUUGAGCACUGCUUGAACAUUUCAACUGGGAGUCAUUUGACACCCCCCCAUCACAUCACUGAUCUUCGUCCAAGCUACUACCACCUGUUUACCCAUCUGAAGAAGAUCAACAGUAAUGAGGAACUGACGGAAGGUGUCAAAACAUGGCUGAGCUCACAGGCAGCAAACUUCUUUGACAUAGGCAUACAAAAAUUUAUUCACCAAUAUGACAAGUGCUUCAGUUCCAGUGGUGACUAUGUUGAAAAGUAGCUUAAGCAUGUACGUAUUUUUUGUAUAUAAUAAACAGUUUUUUCUCUCAUCACUUGUUUCGUUAACAGCCCUCAAACACAUCAGUUGAUACACCAUAUCAUGCUACUUGUUUUAAGCUGCUUAUUACAGUGGUACAUGUAGUAGACAGAUCCAGUAGUAAAAUAUUAAAUAUCCUUGCUCAGUUCACAGUGCAGUGUGGGCAAAUUUUCUGGUAUCAUUAAAGAGUUAUAUCUUCUGAGAUAGAAUUCUUCAUAGUCACUGCUGUAAUAACCUUAAAUCGUCAAUUUCAUAUCGUCACAUGAUUGCGUGGGAUUAAAGAUGGGUUUGGAUUGGUAACUCAGUUUAUUGUGCACUUUGACAUAGAGGAUGACUACACUUUACAGCUCACUAUUACACACUAUUAUCCACAGUCAUGUCUUCACUGCUGUUGCUUGGUACACGUUUCAACAGCAGACUUUCCCAUUUCUCUCUCUUUUGUAUGCUUGUGCUUCCACCUGUUCAAUGUGUAAAUUUACUUUUUACGAAUGUUCAUAUUCAGACACUUUCUGUCACGAUAAAUGAUAUAACCUCCGUCUCAAGUGCAAACAAUAUAUUCUUGUGUCUUUGAUCUUGCU